This is a messenger RNA of Leptonychotes weddellii (Weddell seal), 1171 nucleotides long. The record is from RefSeq and is a predicted model, not a curated record. NCBI's taxonomy places the organism in Eukaryota, Metazoa, Chordata, Mammalia, Carnivora, Phocidae.
UUCGUGUGUUCUGAGGCUUUAAAAUGCCUGAACCCGCCAAGUCGGCUCCGGCCCCGAAGAAGGGCUCCAAGAAGGCGGUGACCAAGGCGCAGAAGAAGGACGGCAAGAAGCGCAAGCGCAGCCGCAAGGAGAGCUACUCGGUGUACGUGUACAAGGUGCUGAAGCAGGUGCACCCCGACACGGGCAUCUCGUCCAAGGCCAUGGGCAUCAUGAACUCGUUCGUCAACGACAUCUUCGAGCGCAUCGCGGGCGAGGCGUCCCGCCUGGCGCAUUACAACAAGCGCUCGACCAUCACGUCGCGGGAGAUCCAGACGGCCGUGCGCCUGCUGCUGCCGGGGGAGCUGGCCAAGCACGCCGUGUCCGAGGGCACCAAGGCCGUCACCAAGUACACCAGCGCCAAGUGAACAGUGAGUUGGCGGCAAAUUGGAAACUAACGGCUCUUUUAAGAGCCCCCAUAUUUUCAAAGAGAGCUGCUGCUUGCUUUUAUUCCGUGCUGGGCUCCUGUAACUUUACAGUAAUGGCUCUGCGAGGUACGGCAAUCACCGAACAAUGUCAGACUUUUCCUGUCGCGAUAACUAAGCGACAAGAAACGUUACCAGGUCCUGGCAAAGCUCUGUAACUCCUUUGUGCAAAGCAACCGCUCUGAGCUUGUCACUGCCCCUUGGGAACUAUUUUCAAAAGGGCUCUGCCACCGGCUCUGGUAACCAUUAGGAUUAAGUAACUGGCAGAGAAAGCUAAGCUCGAAGCAAAUUCAAAUACACCCCGGUUACCUGUCGAGAGUAAAGAGCUGGGCGCGGCCGCGGGCGCAGGGGUUGCGCGGGCCGUUUGAAUUUGCCGCCCUUCCUUUCCGCGCCCUGAUUGGUUGCCGGCGCCUGCGAAGCGACCGCGGGUUUGGAUGCGCGGAGGCCCCGGCCACUCCGGCCCCCGAGCCCCGCACACAGCAGCCGCUGGAGGAGACAUUCUCCCGAGUCUGGGCUGCUUUUCAUUCUCCUCGUCCUUAGCGUUCUGUCCUUGUAGGAAUGACGUUUAUACUUUUCCUCUUGGAAUUUUCGUUGGAGAGAAAGGAAUUUGGAGGGUGUCAUCUUCAGUGUGAGAAGUACCCAUGCUUUAUUUCUAAUUAGGGUGCCGCUUUCCCUUUGCCGUAGAUCCAUAUAAUGGAAAAUACAAGACG